Molecule: messenger RNA, 1386 nt
Organism: Pyrenophora tritici-repentis Pt-1C-BFP
Lineage: Eukaryota; Fungi; Ascomycota; Dothideomycetes; Pleosporales; Pleosporaceae
Product: TrpD, Anthranilate phosphoribosyltransferase
Biological process (GO): L-tryptophan biosynthetic process
Cellular component (GO): cytosol
Molecular function (GO): anthranilate phosphoribosyltransferase activity
Source: RefSeq, a predicted model, not a curated record
AUGGCUACCGAAGCUGGCGAUGAGGAUAGGAAAACCUCCAUCACGCCUCUUCUCAAGCGACUGUGGCACGAGUCACCAACCACUAAGCCAACCGCCGAUGAGAUUGCAGCAGCACUUUCGUUGAUCUUUACCAACAGCCUAUCAGAGGUCCAAACAGGAGCCUUGUUGACAUGUCUUCAUUUCACGGACCAAGACAGACAAGCAGAUGUCCUGGCAAAAUGUUCCAAAGCCAUGCGCGACUUUGCGACUGGCAUGGACGUUCAAGGGCUUGAAGAGCUCAUUCAGAAGAGAGGAAGAAAAGAAGGAGGCUACCAAGGAGGCCUGUGUGACAUAGUUGGUACAGGAGGUGAUUCACACAACACCUUCAACAUCAGCACUACCUCCUCUAUCUUGGCUAGUGCUCUACUCAUGAUUGCAAAGCACGGGAACAAGGCAUCAACGUCUCGAUCUGGUUCUGCAGACCUUCUCUCCUGUACACCACCCAAGGCACCUGUUAUCACUGCCAUAGCACCCAAAACCAUCCACCAAAUCUACUCAAGAACCAACUAUGCCUUCUUGUUUGCACCAAUCUUCCACCCCGGAGCAAGACAUGCUGCUUCCAUUCGAAGGCAGUUGGGCUGGCGCACAAUCUUCAACCUUCUGGGUCCAUUGGCCAACCCGCUACACGAAUUAAUAGAGGCAAGAGUACUGGGUGUAGCAAGGAAGGAAAUCGGACCCGAUUUUGCCGAAUCACUCAGGCAGUCUGGAUGUAAGAAGGGCAUGGUCAUUUGUGGCGAUGAGGAACUAGAUGAACUCUCAUGUGCCGGGCCAACUCACUGCUGGCGCUUAGUUGAAAACGCAUCCACAGGCAAGGUCGACAUCAACUACUUCACCAUCACCCCCGCCGACUUUGGACUUCCAACUCAUCCUUUGAGUGAAGUCAGCCCAGGGCAAUCUCCCGAGAAAAAUGCCGAGAUUUUGAUGAAGAUCCUCAUGGGUGAAGUUCCGCCCGAUGACCCGAUCCUACACUUUGUAUACAUCAACACUGCAGCACUAUUCGUCGUAAGCGGCCUGUGCGACUCAGACACAAGUAACAUGGGUACCGGAGACGAUGGAAAUGUAAUCACUGAGGUUGGUCCAGGCGAUGGACGCUGGAAGGAAGGUGUACGUAGAGCGAAAUGGGCAAUCUCAAGUGGAGAGGCAUACAAGCAGUGGCAAAGCUUUGUAGAGGUCACCAAUGAAGUAGCGUAAGCUCCAUCAGGAGCAAUGGGCAUGAAGAACAAAAAAUUGAGGCGUCUUUUCAUAGGUGAUAAAAUGAUAUAAUGGUCUCUCACAGCAUGGUUAUUCUUACACUGCGUUUGAAAAGAAACAAAGCCAUAUAGUUGAUAUGUUAAUGUUAUCUUCAUG